AUGGUAGCAUCAGUGGUUCAAGUGCAGUGGGUAGCAAUAAUUCCAAAUGAAGGGUUGGAGGCGUACAGGCUUAAGAAUCUCAGGGGCAUGAUCAGGCAUCAUGAUAUCUUCUUUGACGAUACCGGUAGACUACCUUCACUUUUCAUUGAGCAAUUAGUGUUUGGUAGUCGGACCAGUAACUAUCUGUUAAAAAGGAAUAGACACGAGAAAGUGUUAGAGAGGAAUAAGCAAAUUUCAGCCGAACCUCACUUGACCGAUGAUGAGAAAGUUCCACUGGCUGGGAGGAAUAACAACGGGGCUUUUCGGGUGACAGAGGGGGAGAGAAAAAAUAGAGAGCAAGAGAUGAUUGAUGGAGAUGAGUUGCGUGAGAUAGAUGAGAUGAUUGAGAGAUAUCCUGAAACAGGUGGCUGGGCAGCUGCUGGCUGUUGUUGGUGGCGGCUGUUUAGCGGCACAGAGAGAGAAUAGAUGUGGCUGUUGAAUGCAGAAUGCAGUUGGACGGGGCAGCUUCACAAAAGAGGGCAUAAAGAUAUGAGGGCG
This is a messenger RNA of Ilex paraguariensis (yerba mate), 537 nucleotides long. Lineage: Eukaryota; Viridiplantae; Streptophyta; Magnoliopsida; Aquifoliales; Aquifoliaceae. The record is from the annotation of a GenBank genome assembly.